AAGUGCAAAACACUGUUUUGAGCAGAUUGCAGAUCAACAACCAAACCACUGGGCGAGGUGAGCACCGCCCAGGGCGGCUGGGGAGGGGGCACGGCACCGCGGGGCCCAGAGCCGCCGUCCCUGCCCGCACUCGCGGCCAGGCGCUGGGGAUGCCGACAUGGGUCCCCAAGCAGCCGAGGACUUCGUGCUGUCCGCAGACUACGAUUACCCAGUGGGGACCAAAUCCACGGGGACGGAGGAGCGUUUCUCCAGGUGGGAGUCGUCCUACAUGACCGUCUUCAUCCCCAUCCUCUACUCCUUCAUUUUCCUCCUUGGCUUCGUGGGGAACCUCUUUGUGAUCGUGCUGCUGGCCAAGAAGAGAGGCAGCAAGAGGAUGGUGGAUACGUUUGUGCUGAACCUGGCUGUGGCCGACGUGAUCUUCGUCUGCACCCUGCCCUUCUGGGUCGUGGCAGGUGCCCAUGGGAACCGCUGGCAGCUCGGGGAAGGGCUCUGCAAGGUGAGCAGCUACGCCAUCACUGUGAACCGCUGCUCCAGCAUCCUCUUCCUCACCGCCCUGAGCGUGGAGCGCUACCUGGUCAUCAGGAAGGUGCUGGAUACCAAGAUGACGGGGUCCAAGAGGCACGUCUUUGUCACUUGUGGGCUGAUCUGGGUUGUGUCCCUCCUCCUGGGUGCGCCGUCCCUGGAGUACCGGCGGCUAGAUGGAGAUGACUGUUGGGAUGAGGAUGGGGAGGAUUUCAGCCUGGCAAUGGUCUUCCUCACCUUCCUCCUGCCACUGGCGAUCAUCUUGUUCUGCUACUGCUCCAUCUACUACCAGCUCCACAGGCACAUCAGGCUGGGGAAGGGGAUGAGGAACUCCCACCGGAUCAUCUUCACCAUCGUCGGAGCCUUCAUCUGCUCCUGGCUGCCCUUGAAUGUCUGCAAGGUGUUGCUCUUCUUCAUCGCGAAGGGGAUGCUGGUCCUCUCCGAGGUGGAGGAGGAGGCCUUGAGGUGGGUCGUCACCAGCAGCACAUGCCUGGCCUUCAUGAACAGCUGCGUCAACCCCAUCAUUUACACCCUGAUGGAUCGCCAUUUCCGGCGCCAGCUGCUGCCCCCGGCUCUCCGGGUGCUCUGCCUUUCCCCCGCGGAGAAGGGGCACAACGUGGCCACGACGUCCUCUGUGACCGAGUCCAGCCUCAUGUUCGGCGUCAGGACCAAGCCGUCCGCACCGCCGGGGCGCUGGCCAGCAGUGCAAGAGGAGAAGGAUUGGGGGCCAAACGAGUAGGUCAUUUGGGGAGGGCUGAGCUUGAGCAAGUGCCUGGGCUUGUCUACCUUCCUCAUCUCUUCAAAGCAUUGCAGAGAGAGAGCUGCGGGGCUGAGGGAGCGCAGGAUGAGCCCU
This is a messenger RNA of Struthio camelus australis, 1375 nucleotides long. It is a transcript of the gene GPR25, whose product is annotated as G protein-coupled receptor 25. Gene Ontology annotation, molecular function: C-C chemokine binding; C-C chemokine receptor activity. The record is from RefSeq and is a predicted model, not a curated record. Gene Ontology annotation, cellular component: membrane; external side of plasma membrane. Gene Ontology annotation, biological process: positive regulation of cytosolic calcium ion concentration; calcium-mediated signaling; immune response. NCBI's taxonomy places the organism in Eukaryota, Metazoa, Chordata, Aves, Struthioniformes, Struthionidae.